UCGCUGUUCCGCGGACAUGCAGCCGCCGCCCACCCGGGCCUGGCCCUGGAAGGGCAUCUCCCCGAGUCAUGAGCUUCGAGUGGAUCUCAGCGCCGAUUGGGUGCGGGCCGUAUAAGAAUGCGGGGCAGAAUGGUGACAACCACAUAGAACGCCUGGUCUGCGACCGCCUCUCCUCUGCCUCUCAGACCUUUGCUGCCAUCUUGACCCGCGAUGGACACUCCCCGGUCCGAGAUCACGCAUGUCGAGGUGUCCGACGACGAAAAGGCGUUCAAGUACGCCGAGGCGCGCUCCGCUGCGCCAUCGGUGUACGAAAAGGGCGUUGCCGCAAUCGAAGAGGUCGACCUACCCCCGGACGGUGGCCGCGGGUGGCUCGUCAUCUUCGGUUGUGUGAUUUUCUCCGCCGCGACGGUUGGAUGGGGGUAUGUGCUGGUCUGGGGCGUCACGGAAGAGUACUUCAAGGAGAACGUAUUCCCUGACGCAUCCGACUCCGUGCUGAGCACGCUGGGGAGCAUGUCUGGCAUGUUCAUGACCCUGCUGAGCGUCAUCCCGGGAAAAUUGGCAGACCGCUACGGCUACAAGCCCUUCCUCGCUGCCGGCGGGAUCCUGUGGACGCUGAGCAUGAUUCUGUGCGUGUUCGCCACGCAGUUGUGGCAUUUCUUCGUGAUCAUGGGCAUCAUCCAAGGCUUUGCAAACGCGCUGGUCUAUCCUCUCAUUGUCGCCCUUCCGGCGCAAUGGUUCCUUAGAUUCCGCGGGCUCACCACUGGCAUCGUCGUUGCCGGCAGUUCUCUCGGCGGCGCUGUCUCCUCCCUGCUAUUCCGACAACUGCUCACCGCAUUCGGGCUCAAAAAGUCGUUCGCGAUCUACACCGCACUCGAUGGCGCGCUCCUCUUUGCAGCGUGGUUCAUGAUUUCAGAACGUCGGAGGCCGACGGAGCGGAAGACGAUCGUCUGGAUCGACCGCUCGUUCUUCAGCGACCCCGUGUUCUGGAGUCUCGGCGCGUGCUUCUUCUUCACGGUCUUCGGAUAUCUCUCCCCCAUCUUCCUCCUCCCGACGUUUGCCAAGGCCAAGAUUCCCGAUCUCUCGGACACGCUCUCUGCACUCCCAGUGACGGUGCUCAACUUCUCCGCGGCGAUGGGACGCACACUGAUCGGCUUCCUCGCGGACCGCGUUGGCCCCGUCAAUGCGAUGUGGACGGUGAUCAUGCUCUCCGGGCUCACGCAGCUGCUUGUCUGGACGUUUGUCUCGACCUAUGCCGGCAUUCUGGCGUUCGCGAUCUUAUACGGCUUCGUGUGCGGUUGCUUCCUCUCGCUCUCGCCAGCCGUCGCUGCGCAACUCUGGGGUUCCGGCAGGCUCGCCGGCCUCUCCGGACUCAUGUUGCUCUUUAACCUUCCCGGAAACUCUGCGGGCGCGCCCCUGGGAGGUGCCAUCCUCAGUGGGACGGGCGGGAACUGGACCGCGGUCUCAUGUUAUUCCGGCGGCCUGCAGAUUAUUGGCGCUACGGUGCUGCUUUACGCGCGCUUGAAGCGACAGCCCAAGAUCCUCGCCGUGUACUGAUGCUCUCUGAUUUUCACUCCACACGCGAAGACACCUCUCAGCACGACUUUCCUUUCAUUCCACGACCUUUGACGCGCCAAAACGCUACGACUCCUCGGAUACGCGACAUUAGAUGCGCUCGGCUGGGCGCUUAGUAUAUGUAUCCAACCCUCUCGAGAACACCGACCUCUGCAUCGACCGCACUAGAUAGAAUGGGUGGCUCAGGAAACCACUCGUUGCGACUCGGAUACUUGUGACACGUCUUCCACAUUCCCCAUUGUAGAUCAUCCGCACGAAUAGAACUUUACC
Trametes versicolor FP-101664 SS1 is the source of this 1842-nucleotide messenger RNA. RefSeq names its product MFS general substrate transporter. Gene Ontology annotation, molecular function: transmembrane transporter activity. The record is from RefSeq and is a predicted model, not a curated record. Gene Ontology annotation, cellular component: fungal-type vacuole membrane. The transcript is spliced from 13 exons. Gene Ontology annotation, biological process: transmembrane transport. NCBI's taxonomy places the organism in Eukaryota, Fungi, Basidiomycota, Agaricomycetes, Polyporales, Polyporaceae. The coding region runs from base 211 to 1554 and encodes 447 amino acids.